UUUUAUUUCGCAGAUUUCUUGCAACAGACAGAAAAAUAUUGUAAUUUUUUGUGGAUUACAUUUACGGGAUUAUACUAUGAACACGUUUUUGUUUCACGAUAUUCUCUUAAUAACCAGUUUAUUUUCAUUAUAAUUGAAAUCACAAAUCCUCAUUUUCACAGGGAAAUUAUCCGCGACGCUCUUGGGGCAGACGACGAUGACGUUGUGAUAUUUGCUGGAAGUGGCGUAACCGGUGCUGUACAUAAACUCAUUUCUGUUUUGGAUUUACCUAAACCUCCGGUUGUUUUCUGUGGCCCAUUUGAACAUCAUUCUAACUUGUUGCCAUGGCGAGAAAUGAAUAGUCAAGUUGUCAACAUAAGCAAAUCAGCUGACGGUAGAAUAAACCUGUGACAUUUAGAGAUUGCUUUGCGAGCCUGGGCAAACUCCGGAAGACCGCUGAUAGGAACUUUUAGUGCCGCCUCGAAUAUCACUGGUAUUACAACGGAUACUCGAAAGGUUGCUGCAUUACUUCACAAAUAUGGCGCGAUAUCACUGUGGGAUUAUGCGACGGCAGGACCUCAUAUGGACAUUCAAAUGCACCCAGAGCCAAUUGGAAAAUAUAACACUUCGAAAGAUGCUGUGUUUAUAUCCAUGCAUAAAUUUGUUGGGAGUCCAGAUGCUCCAGGUUUACUUAUCGCAUCGAAGCAUCUAUUUCGAAACGCCGUCCCUUCAAGAUGCGGUGGCGGAACUGUUUUGUUCGUAUCAGAAAACGGUCAUCGCUAUUUAAAAGACAUUGAAUCACAAGAAGAAGGUGGUACACCUGCAAUCGUAGGCUCUAUUAGAGCGGGAUUAGCAUUUAAGCUCAAAAUGUCGGUGGGAUGCGACGUUAUCAUGAAGCGUGAAACUGAACUUUAUGCAAGAGCAAUGGAAGUGUGGAAAGAUAUACCAGAACUGGAGAUUCUUGGAAUCCUGAACGAAAAAUUAUCAAUACAUAUUCAAAAUGAGCAUAGACUUGCAGUUUUUUCUUUUCUAAUAAGAAACGUUAAUAGUGGAUACUACCUACAUUACAACUUUGUUGCCGCUUUACUGAACGACUUGUUUGGAAUACAGUCAAGAGGAGGUUGUGCUUGUGCUGGAGUAUAUGCUUUACAUCUAUUAGGAAUUGAUCGCGUAGCCGAGAAGAAAUUCGAAGGAAUUUUAAUUGAAGAUCCGGAGAGAACAAAAACGCGUACGCGACAUGACACUGAGAAGACAGAAUAUGAAGUAUUGAGGCCAGGAUUUACCCGUCUGAAUUUCACUUAUUUUUUGUGCGACGAAGAUGCUGAUUUUAUCAUAAGUGCUGUAUCAAUGAUAGCAAAGCUCGGCUGGACAUUGUUACCUCAAUAUCAGUGUGGUGUACGUUCUGGGGAGUGGAAACAUACUGAGUACAUCGAUGAACUUUCGUGCAAAAAGCUUGACGAUCUAUCUUUUCGUCCCAAUGGCUUACACUCUUCUCAAGACCGACAGCCACUUACAAUAAAAAAAGGAUUACCAACUUCUCGAAUAGACUGCUUGAAACGAGCUGAAAGAAUAUUUUUUAAUGCCAAGCAGAUUGUCGGUAAGGACGUCGAAGACCAAAGACCAAAAUACGAAAAUUCUAGUGUUCGAGAUAUGAGAUGGUUUAUGCUCCCUUAUGAAGCACAAUGCAUAUUGAAGGGCAAAAAAAUUGAUAAAAAAUCAAAACUCAUCUUUCGCACGAGAAGAAAAUUUACGCAACUAACAGAAGAAGAAAUUGAGAAAAAUGUAUCGAAUAAUGUUCCUCUUUGUCAGCGUAAUGGAAUAAUUAAUCCAAACCUAAUUUCUGACAGCAAUAAAAUUAUAGGCCAGACAGUAAACAGUUUGAAACAUGACGAAAAUGCUAAUCCAAGAUAUAGCAUAAACGAAAUAGGGUCGAAUAAUAAUGUUACAAAGUCAGAGAAAAGGGCAUUUGAAAAGUUUUGGAGCGCAUUGACUUGCAAAAGUAAAACAUCUGUUGAUAUCAUACAAUAA
Molecule: messenger RNA, 2007 nt
Organism: Styela clava
Lineage: Eukaryota; Metazoa; Chordata; Ascidiacea; Stolidobranchia; Styelidae
Source: RefSeq, a predicted model, not a curated record